Molecule: messenger RNA, 6143 nt
Organism: Notechis scutatus (mainland tiger snake)
Lineage: Eukaryota; Metazoa; Chordata; Lepidosauria; Squamata; Elapidae
Source: RefSeq, a predicted model, not a curated record
AGACCAGCUCUCCCUUGCAAGGGUGAGUUACAGGACAGAGGCGGACCUUUCCUUCUUCUAAAGACACGUGCGAGACGACCAGGAGGAGGUGGUGGCGUCGGCGGCAAGGCAAUAGAAGCUUUCUGACUGAUGACAACUGCCCCUGUGAAUGAAAGCAGGUUUAAAUGAUUGAAGGAGAAAGUACUCAUGUAAACACAUUUGGAAAAGCCAAAUCCACUUGAUAUAUGGCGGAAUCCUGUGACAGAGCAGUUUCCUUGACAACAGUCUCUCUGCCUCCUGGAAAUUGUUGACAAACUUUGGCCUAAGCUUGUGGUCAAAAUUUGAGGAGGAAGAAGAUUCUUCCCACCAUGUUUGCCUGUGAGACGUGGGGUAUCACUGGCCAAACCUCAGUCUACAAUUGGGAUAAAUCUGUCUAUCUCUUAGAAAAUAAAAUGGAGUCCAUACAGGGUUCACAGAAAGUGGAUCUCCAUUUUAAGGUGCUGCUUGAGCAGGAGAUGUAUCCAAAGAUCACAAUUGAGGAGGAGGAAGAGCCUGACGAAGUAGAAGUAGAUGCUGAAGGGGAGGCAGAUGAAGAGGAAGAAGAGGAAGAGAGGGGAGAGGAGGAGGAGGAAGAAGAGGAGGAGGAGGAUGAAGAGGAGGAGGAGGAGGAGGAGGAGGAGGAGGAGGGAGAAGGGGAUGAGGAGGAGGAGGCGGCACAUCCACAAGGUCCUCAGCAAGAGGCAGUGGGAGCAGUUAAUGGAGAUGACUCCCUGUUUGUGGUGUGUACUGGAACAGUUGAAGAGCUGCUAGGCUUAGAGGCAUCACUAACUGCUGAAUCAGUGCAGCUAGAGGCAGCACAACCUCAGCGCUGGGAGGUCCAGUGGGAGGAGGUGUCCCAAACUUCACAGCCUUUUCUUCCUGAAAUUAUAGAAUCGCCAUUAAUAUCACCAGAAGCAGCCACCUCCAAUAUCACUCAGGUAGUGGAAGUCGCUGCAGCAGAGGUAGAACUAGACACCUUCCCAACUGUGGAGCAACUAGGGAAUACUUCAUCUUCAUGGGGAGCAUCUUUCAUUGAAGAGAGCCACCAGGACCUUCAACGCUCCCCAGCUAGUGCAGAUAGAGGGAGUACUGGCAAAGCACGGACACCUAUAUCUGGAGGAGGCAGUUUCAGCCUGGAGACUGCCCGCCGGCGCUUCCGGCAGUUCUGUUACCAGGACACUGAGGGUCCACGAAAGGCAUGCGGUCAGCUAUGGGAGCUCUGCAAUCACUGGCUGAAGCCAAAGAACCGUACUAAGGAACAGAUUCUUGAUGUUCUGAUCUUAGAACAGUUCCUAGCCGUUCUCCCUCCUGGAAUCCGGAGUCGGGUAUGGGAGUGUAGCCCGGAGACUUGUGCACGGGCCGUGGCCCUAGCGGAGGAGUUCCUAGCCAAGCAGAAUGAAGCAGAAAGACCAGAAGAGGAGGAUUUUUACUUAUUUGAGGAAGUAGUGGUGGCAUUUCCUAAUGGAGACCAAGUCCUUUCAAAUACUGAGCAUGGAGAUAUAUGCAUGGAAACUGGACAACGGGAUGAUGUAGAUAUAUGUUUGCUUGGUUCUUCUGACUCAGAAGCCACCUGGGAUUCUUCUGCGGAUGAUGGAGGAGAAAGAGGAGGAGGUUCAGCAGGUGCCCAGACUCCCAACAGAGCAGAUCCUCAGAUGGGAUUUGGAGAAAAAUCCAACGGAGCAGUGCCGCAUAUGGCUCCGAAGAGGAUACGGAUAAGAGAGAAACGCCACCCUUGCAUUGAAUGCGGAAAGCGAUUCCGCUGCCAGUCAGAACUGGCCCUUCAUCAAAAAGUCCACACCCGGCCCAAAUCCUAUAACUGCACUGAGUGUGGGAAACAAUUUGGUCGAUCCUCACACCUCACCAGGCAUCAGAAAACCCACAUGGGUGAGGAAUGCCAUGUCUGCACCGAAUGUGGCAAGCGAUUCCGCUGGUCAACAGAGCUAGCCAUCCACAAGAGGAUCCAUGACAUGGAACAGCCACACUACACCAUGGAUUCUGACACUUUGCUUCAUUGGCCCUCCGAGUUCAAUACAACCGAGAAUAUUUUGACAGGUGAGAAAGCACCUCCCAAUGGUGAUAUGGUAAAAACUCAUACAGUCAAGAAACCUCAUCUUUGUCCCGAAUGUGGAAAGGGGUUCCGGUGGCCCUCUGAACUUGCUACUCAUCAGAAAACUCACAACAAGAACAAACACUACCUCUGCCCUGAGUGUGGGAAAGGAUUCCAGUGGCCCUCGGAGCUGAUGGCCCAUCAGAGGAGCCACGGAGGCAACAGUUUGCCUCCCAUUGCUGAUUGUGAGAACAGCAAUAGCCAACCACCUCAUCCCCCUCACCCGGGAGCUGGCAUGACGGAGAAACGCCAUCUUUGUGGAGAAUGUGGCAAGGCGUUCCGAUGGCCAUCAGAACUCGCCACACACCAGCGUAUUCACACGGGAGAAAAACGCUACUUCUGUACUGAGUGUGGGAAGGGGUUCAUAUGGCCUUCAGAGCUGGCCGCUCACCAGCGAACCCACACUGAGAAGCAAGCUUACCGGUGCUUGGAGUGUGGGGAAAUAUUCCAUGAUCUCUACGGUCUCACGAGACACCAGAAGACCCACCUGGCAACCAAGGUCUAUCCUUGCACAGAGUGUGGGAAAACCUUCAGUCGGCAAUCUCAUCUGACUCGGCAUCAGAUCACUCACACUGGCGAGAGACCCUAUCCUUGUAUAGAAUGCGGAAAGCGGUUUGGACGACAGUCGCAUCUCACUCGGCAUCUAAGAAUUCACACCGGUGAGAGACCCUAUCAGUGUGGUGAGUGCGGAGUGAGGUUUAGGCGGAGACACAGUAUGAUGUACCAUCAGCGGAUCCACUUGAGAGAGGCUAGUGGAGGUCUGGACAUGAUAAACCCUCCUAAUGCAGAAAGCCUUACCGAUCCUCUCCAGAAUCCUAUCCACGUCACAAUUUGACACGGGUUGGUAGGGAAGUAAUUUCACAAGGAAUGUGGGAUGAGUGAGUGGGACAAUUUGAUCACCACAUCUGGAAGAGAUUCCAGUGGUUGUAUUAUUUCACCAGGGUUUGUAUCACAGGCAGGGUCCAAGAGGCACACGUUUCAGGGUUCCAUACAGCCUGACAGACAAUACUAGCACAGGGCCUAUGAAUUGGGUAAACACUGCAAAGGAUUCUGGGACAAAAUGUCCACAUUCUUCUCUGGCUAUAUGUUGCUUUGUAGUUGGGCUGAAAAACAGAGCUUCCCCCAGAAACAGAUCUGGUAAUUUGGUGGCCAGGUUAGCCCCGUGGUCCUAAUUUUAGAUUUGGCCCCUGCAGAGCUUUUGUGGCAGGAAAGAAACAUUUGAUAACCAGGAUGUGUAACCCCUUUGCUACUCUUAGCAGGCAGAGCAGUGUUUGUUCCCUGGAACACAUGGUUGUGGUGGGGUGUUAGAUAGAAUCUGUUUUCUCACUUUCUUCACUUUUUCUUUCUGUGGCACAAAUGUCAAAUCAGGAUUGUUGUGAUUAGAGGACUCUGUGGGGGCAAGUUGUUCCUUGCAGGGCAGGGCAUUCUUUGCUUUUGCAUUAUUCAUAUGUAGAAAUAAAUCAGUAAUACUUUUCCCACUCACAUGCUGUGGCAGUGGGGAAAGCUGAUCUUUCCCACUUUAAAAAAUAAUAAUAAUAAUAUAAUAAUAAAAACCUCUUAUGCGCAAGAGUCUGAUUUGGAACAAAAUCCAACAAUCUAUUACUUCAGUGGCAAUUCUUCAUUUCUAUCAAUCCUAUCAAGGCAAAGAAAUCAGCUGAUCAAUCUAGAUUUUGCAAAACAAUAUGGCAGUAUCCAAAGAUACUUUCUCUGAGAUAACUUUUACUCUCCACGGCACUUCUGUUUUUCCGUUCCUCUUUUCUUGGGAUAUCUUGGGUGAAAUUUCCUUCCUUCCCUGGGGGCCAAAUUACUUAUUUUUUAAAACUAAAUAAGGCAGCAUUUGGGCCUUCAGAGCAGUGAUUCUCAACCAUGGCAAAUUUCAGGUAUGUGGAUUUCAACUCCCAGAAUGUUGGCAUGUUGGGUGGGAAAUUCUGGGAGUUGAAGUCCACACAUCUGAAAUUUACCAAGGUUGAGAAACUCUGCUUUGGAGAAAAAAGAAUAGACAUCUACUUUCACUAGAUUGCUAUAGCGUUCCCCCACCUGGGACUUUGCAGGUGUCUAGAAUUGCAUUUUGUUUUAUGCUUAGCCACCACAGUCAUGCUUUUGGGGUGAUGUGAGUUGUAAUCCAGCACAUAGAAAGAUAGCAGAUGUAGACAAGCUGGACCAUUAUUUAUUUAUUUUAUUUUUUGAAAGUAUCGGUUGUUUUUUUAAUCCAGUAAGGCCUUGAAUUAAAACAACUAUAUUGCAGUACAGUAAAAUCACUACAGAAUAACAGCUGGACCAAGCUGUUGUUUCACAAUCAAAUUAUCAGAGUUGAUGAAAGGCUCUAAAACCUACAAUAUUUCUAAAAUGUCAUGAGGAAUGACAAUAUCCACACAGCCUCCACUGGACGGAGAUCCAGAGUGAUGGUUCUUAUGAGAAAAUAAUUUCGUUUUGUACCUCCAACGUAGCCUCUUGAUGGAGGAAUGUAAUCCAGCACAUAGAAAGAUAGCAGCUGCAGGAAGACUGCACUAUUAUUUAUUUAUCAUUAUUUUUUGAAAGUAUUUAUCAGCAGAGAGGGGUUUUCUUUGUUUGUUUUUUGUUGAAAUCCAGUAAGGGUUUGAAUUAAGACAAACCACAUUGCAGUACAGUAAAAUCACUACAAAAUAACAACUGGACCAAGUGCUUUUUCACAAUCAAAUAAUAUUAAAAUUAUCCGAGAUGAUGAAGAGCUCUACAAGCUACAAUAUUUCUAAAACGUCGUGAGGAAUGACAACAUCCUUGCACCUGCCUGUGGAAGGAGAUCCACAGAGAUAUUAUACCUCCAAUGUAGCUUCUUGAUGGAGGGAAUUAUUAGAGAUAUGAAGGGUGUGGGUUGGAAAACAGAUGUUGCCUUAACCUUCUAGCUCUGCAUUUCUGAAAUGGUUCAGCCCUAUGUUUAUUUAGAAUUAAUUAUAUUCCUUUCUUUCAGGCGGAUUUACUCCCUGAAACUAUUUGGACAUAAAACUAAAAAAGCAAAAUCUAGAUAGGAAAAAAGAAGAAUACAUUUUUGUGACUCUGUUUUGUGAAAUGUAAACAAAAAGAGUUUUGAAACCGAAAAGAAAAAAGGUAGUCUCAGGAGAAUUGGAGACGAAAGACCAAACUUUGUGGCACUUUUUGUUCUAAGAUUUUUCUUCUUUGCAUUGGCUUUGUAAUGAUAAGGGAGAUCUCCCUACCAACCUUUUUUUUUUAAUCUGCCUUUGAAAGUAUGGAAUCCCUGAAGAAUGAACAUCCUUUUAGGAAUAACUUCAGAAUAAAGAACUUUCUACAAUUAGUGCCUUGUGUGUGCAAUUUCUGAAGAGUAGACUAACUUCAGGUUCUGGCCCUUACCGAAUGGAACAAGAUGAUGCUUUGGGAUGGUUCAUAAAAGUCAGCAAUACCUUUAUUCCAAGCUGUGCUUUUUCACACCAAUUCUGCAUUUUCUGUUGACACUCAUUCGGUUUGUUGAAAGAGAAUUUGCUUUCUUGCAGAGAAAUUCUUGGAUUUAAGUGAAAUUGAAAGGUGUUCCUGCAGUCAUUGACUGUAUUAAACGUAUUAAACAUUUAAUCUGGUUACUUAAUUAACCCAUUUGCGGAGUUUGUACAAUACAUUGAAUCCUAAUCCUACCAAACAGCUCUGGUUCACAUACCAAAUGAUCUGUAAUUUAUAAUUCCAAAUCCUUUAAAAAAAAUAAUCCUGUUUGUUUCUAAGGAUGCUUAGAGGGUUAUUUAUGCAAGAGAUUCCUUUGACUAGUACCUUGCAGAAGUCCUGCACAGAAACACCCAUAAUUUGUAGAAAAAGAUGACCCUGAGUGGAAAUUCUGAGUUUGUAACUUAAUAUUUCUGGUGAACACCAAAUAAAAAAUCUUAAAUAUGUUCACCUCAUGCGAUUCAAAAACUAUGCCAUUAGAGGGAGCUCAAGCUUUUCAAAAGAAACUGCUUUAUCCUCACGAUUUUAGGAAAUACAGUAGUUUAAUAUAUUACUUUUUAAAUUUCCUGCUCUUUCUUUCAACAGAGCAACUUUG